AGCUGUAUGGAGUCUGCAGAGUGGGCAACAGUGUGUAGUUUGUAGACUUUGGCCUUUCAACAACUAUACUUAUGAGUAUAUAUUUUGUGUAUCUUUAUCCAAGAGCAAAUAUGGAUAUACCCAAGGUAUGUGGACAGAAAAUUGCUGACUGCGUACGUGCAUUGCCAGAGAGCUGAAAAUGCUAUAUUUGUUUUGUACGGUUGAUUAAACAUUAUUAUUCUAGUAAGUCAGACCAUGGACCUAUUAUGGUCAGACAGACAGACAUUCUGUAUCAACAUACUAAAUGUAUUGUACUUAUUAAACAACUGUAGAUGGUUUCAGAAAGAACAGUAAAGGUACUCAGAAGUUGCUAUGCACACUUCCCUGUGGUGAGACUUUAGAAUAGGAUUUAAUAACAGCAGGGCUAUAUAAUGUGUCUUCAACAGGCCCACAAGGAAAUCAAGAUGUACAUUGUAUUUGCUGCUAUUAUACUUGUUGUCAAGCAAGCAUCUGCAAAUUGCAAUCAAGAAGGAAAAACUUGUGAAUGGAAUUUUUUGAUGCAUCAAUGUAGAUGUCAUAAUCUGGACCUCACCUGUAUUCCACCAAUCAUCUUAGAAUGUAAAAAUCUUAUCUCACUUCACCUUAGUAGCAACAACAUUACAAGCAUUAAUGCUAAAGAUUUGUAUCCAUAUGCUUCACUGAAAGAGCUGUUUCUGGCAAACAACAAGAUAACAUCAAUUGCUCUGGGAUCGUUUCAGUAUAUGACACAACUGGAGGGAUUGUAUCUUGAUGGUAACAUGUUGCCAUCACUUCAGAAUGAAGUUUUCAAUGGAUUAACAGGUCUGACACAACUGGAUCUUAGCUUUAACAAAAUUAAGUUGAUUGAAAGUAAUGUAUUCCGUGUUCUUGAAACAUUAGUAAGUCUGGAUCUUUCUGGGAAUCAACUUUCAGAAUUGCCAAGCAAUAUUUUUUUAAGUUUGUCUGACCUAAUCAGAUUAGAUCUUUCAAGUAACAUUUUCACACAAAUACCAGCUGUAUUUGAUGAUCUCAAGCAGCUUCAAAUGCUAAAUCUUGAAUCUAACAAUAUAAGCACUAUUAAAAAUAGAACAUUUGCUAAUCUGGAAAAUCUCCAGAAUUUAUACCUUGGCAAAAACAACAUAGAAAAUCUCCAACCGGAAAUAUUAUUGUCAGACACUAGUGGAAUGGAGUCUUCAGGUCUUCACUCAUUGACUGAGUUAGAUAUUUAUGACAAUAAUUUGAAAGAAAUCACAAAAGACUUCAUGCAACACCUUCCUGGCAUCGAAUCUUUGAAUCUUGCAGGAAACCAGAUCAAUUUCAUUGAAGCUGCAUCCUUUGGUGGUAUGGAUAAUUUACAUUCCUUAAAGUUGCGCCAAAAUCAACUGCAAUAUUUAAAUGCUGACAUUUUUAAAGAUGAAGAUUCAAUUUUAGAUGAAACUUGUGCAAAUAAAAAAAUAUUAAGGUAUUUGCAAGACCUGAAUCUUGCAGAAAAUAAACUUAAUUCUGCACCUUCAGCAGAUUUCUUUAGCAUGGUGCCCUCUUUACUAUAUCUAGAAAUGCAAGGAAAUCCCUUUCGGUGUGAUUGUGACAUCCUGCAAAUGGUAAACUGGUUCAACAAUAGUAAGCAUGUUCGAUCCACCAAAUAUGAUUUGGGAAAAUGUGCCAUGCCAUCAAAUUUAGAAGGAAUUGAAACUGCCACUUUGAACUCCUCAAGCAUGACCACUCCAUGCAAGAACACAUCCAUAAAAAACAGACAGACCUUAAUAUCAGCAAGUCCUGGUGAUGAAGUUAUCCUCAACUGCAGCACAAGUGGCUUUCCUAGGCCAAUCGUCUGCUGGGAGGUUCCAAAAAAUCUCAACAGUGCCAGCCUAGCCAUUACCCAAGAACAUGUAGUGAUUCACAGUGUUUCUGCUCAACAAGAAGGCAGUUAUGUCUGCUAUGCAGACAACAUUUUUAAUAAUGUAAGUGUUACUUACAAGGUGGAAGUGAUUGAUAAAUCAGAGAGUCAAGUAACCAGUGUAACUUUGACUAAUAAUGGGCCAAUUGAUUCUAAAAACAAAACAUCAUCCUAUGAUGGCAAAGUAAAUGCAUUGAAGACAUUUACCAUAACUGCAACAAUUUUGCUCUUUGCAACAGCAUGCGUCAUUAUCUACAUGGUUCGUUUCCAUGGAAAGCGAGCAUUAUCAUGCAGAAACCUUUGUACAGAGCAAGACAUCAGGAACCAAAGAAUUGCAAGAGACCAAAGACGUGUCUAUACAACAUUAGUUGAGGAAAGAGAUGAAAACAUAAAUCUUGAACUUUAAAGUCUGCAUCUGCAGUAUUGAUUGAAUGUACAGCUGACAAAUCUACCUUGUACAUGCAUGGUUUAUUUUUUGAUUGAUUACACAGCUGAAAAACCCACCUUGUAGUUAAAUGGGAUAUUUUUAGAUUUUAAGCAGGAAAAUCCAAUUAACUCUAUGUAAUAUGCAGCUGGUUAAUUUAAUAUAAAAAAAACUAUAUAUCUAUAUCACUAUUUAGCGAUUGUACUGAUUACUGACUUUAAUAUAAUAAAAAGUGCUUAAAAACAAAAAAUAAAAAAAAAGAAACUUAAAAAAAAAUGUUAUGAAAAUAAGUUUUAAAAUGUUAAAUGAUAUAUUAAGUAACAUUAAAAAUUAAAUUCCUUAGUGUUAACAUCAACAGUUCGCAGUAGAUUGUAGCAUGGCUCAGAAGUUGCGCCAAACAAAAAUGUAAAUGAAAUAUUAUUUUGA
Molecule: messenger RNA, 2744 nt
Organism: Anneissia japonica
Lineage: Eukaryota; Metazoa; Echinodermata; Crinoidea; Comatulida; Comatulidae
Product: carboxypeptidase N subunit 2-like
Exons: 2
Coding region: 411-2300 (629 amino acids)
Cellular component (GO): plasma membrane
Molecular function (GO): protein binding
Source: RefSeq, a predicted model, not a curated record